Messenger RNA from Manis pentadactyla (Chinese pangolin), 5300 nucleotides. RefSeq names its product non-SMC condensin II complex subunit D3 (gene NCAPD3). The transcript has 36 exons. Gene Ontology annotation, molecular function: histone binding. The coding region runs from base 394 to 4875 and encodes 1493 amino acids. NCBI's taxonomy places the organism in Eukaryota, Metazoa, Chordata, Mammalia, Pholidota, Manidae. Gene Ontology annotation, cellular component: condensin complex; condensed chromosome, centromeric region. Gene Ontology annotation, biological process: meiotic chromosome condensation; mitotic chromosome condensation. The record is from RefSeq and is a predicted model, not a curated record.
UCCCUUAGUUGGUAUGGCGGCCGCGGCCUGGUUCCCGAAUCUGGGACCAGAUGUACCCUACAGUAAAACUGCAGAUGUCCUUUCAGAAUGUUUUUCUCCACCGCUCUUCCUUUAUUGCUUUACAGUUCGAUAAACGUUAGCUACCAUCCAAGUCCGGAUAUGUACGACGUUCGGAUUGCUCUCUGACGAGUCCACAGUUCUGGUCCCGCCCCAUCCUUUGCGCAUGCGGCGGGACAUCUUGCCGAUUGGUUAAAGAGUGAACACGGCUGGGCACGAGGAAUGGUCGGUGGAAAAUCCCAAGGUUGUGAUUGGACCAUAGGAACGUCUCAGAGCGCGCGCGGGAGCGAGCUUUGAAAGUUGACCACCGAAGAGCGAGCCGGUGUCCCCGCGGUCAUGGUGGCACUACCGGCGCUCGCGAGCGGCCUGCAGCCCUGGUGCCCGUUGGAUCUCAGCCCGGAAUGGGUAGGCAUGGUAUGGGAAAUGGACUUCACAGAGACUGAACCUUUGGAUCCCAGUAUAGAAGCAGAGAUCAUAGAGACUGGAUUGGAUGCAUUCACAAAACUCUAUGAAAGUCUUUUCCCCUUUGCUACUGAAGAACAUGGAUCUACAGAGAGCAUUUGGACCUUCUUCAAUGAGAACAAUAUUUCCCACAGUGCACUGGUGGCAUUGUUCUAUCACUUUGUUCAAACAGUACAUAAGAAAAACGUCAGUGUGUGGUAUCGAGAAUACGGCCUUCAUGCCGCUGGGCUUUAUUUUCUGCUACUAGAAGUACCAGGCAGUGUAGCCAAUCAAAUAUUCCAUCCAGUGAUGUUUGACAAAUGUAUACAGAUUCUAAAGAAGAGCUGGCCUCAGAAAUCUAACUUGAAUCGGAAAAGAAAGAAAGAACAUCCUAAAAACCAUCAGGCUAAGGCAAGAGGUAAUAGAAAAAGAGGAAAGCCACCCCGGAAAGAGGAUAUUGAGAUGGAUGAAAUUAUAGAAGAACAAGAAAUUGAAGAGAGUUUUUCUUUUUCUGCCCGGGAUCUUUGUCAAAUUAGAGAUGCCAUCUUUCACCUUUUGAAGAAUUUUUUAAGGCUUCUGCCUAAGUUUUCUCUGAAAGAAAAACCACAGUGUGUACAAAAUUGUAUAGAAGUCUUUGUUGCAUUAACUAAUUUGGAACCAGUUCUUCAUAAUUUUCAUGUUACACAAACCAGAAACCUUAAUCAAGCAAAAUACAUACCAGAACUGGCCUAUCAUGGAUUGUAUUUGCUAUGUUCCCCAAUUCAUGGAGAAGGAGAUAAGGUUAUCAGUUAUGUUUUCCAUCAAUUGCUGAAUGUAAUAUUAAUGUUAGAAGUAGGGGAAGGAGCCCAUCGUGCCCCACUUACUAUUACUUCACCAGUCAUCAACAGUAGAAACCAUGCGGUCCAGUUUAUCAGCUCACUUGUGGAUGAACUAAAGGAAAGUGUAUUCACAGUCCUUCGUAUCUUACUGCAGCACAUCUGUGCCAAGGUGAUAGAUAAAUCCGAGUAUCGGACCUAUGCGGCACAGGCCCUCGUCCAGCUGCUCAGCAAACUUCCUUGUGGGGAAUAUUCUACAUUCAUUGCCUGGCUCUACAGAUAUUCACGGAGUUCUAAGAUCCCACACAGGGUUUUUACUCUUGAUGUUACCUUAGCUCUGUUGGAACUGCCUGAAAGAGAGGUGGAUAGCACGCUCUCCUUGGAGCAUCAGAAGCUCUUAAAGCAUAAGUUCUUGGUGCAGGAAAUUAUGUUUGGCCGUUGUUUAGACAAGGCACCGACUGUCCGCAGCAAAGCAUUGUCCAGUUUUGCACAUUGCCUGGAGCUGUCUCUUACCACUGCAUCUGAGAGCAUACUAGAACUUCUGAUGAACAGUCCUACAGUUUCAGAAAUAGAGAGCCACCCUGGUACAUUACUGAGAAAUUCAUCAGCUUUUUCCUGUCAGAGGCAGACACUUAACCCUUCUGGAGGCUCAGGGGUAGUCAAUACAGACAACAGUAGUGAAACCGUUGGAUCUGGGGCAGAAAGAUGUGUCAUGGCAAUGCUGAGAAAGAGAAUCUGUGAUGAGAAGACCAAUGUUAGGAAGUCGGCACUUCAGGUUUUAGUGAGUGUUUUGAAACACUGUGACAUCUCAGGCAUGGAGGAAGAGCUAUUGAUCCUGCAGGACCAGUGUCGGGACCCAGCAGUAUCUGUCCGGAAGCAGGCCUUACAGUCUCUUACUGAACUUCUUCUGGCCCAACCUAGAUGUGUCCAGGUACAGAAAGCCUGGCUGAUGGGGAUUGUCCCCAUUGUGAUGGACUGUGAGAGCACCGUGCAGGAGAAGGCCCUGGAAUGCCUUGACCAGCUCCUGCUACAGAACAUGAAGCAUUACAGUAAAUUUCAGAGUGGGGAUGACAGCCAGGUGCUGGCAUGGGCACUUCUUGCUCUCCUCAGCACAGAAAGCCAGGACCUGAGCCGCUAUUUAAGUAAGGCUUUUCACAUCUGGUCCAAGAAAGACAAAUUCUCAUCUACUUUCAUAAACAACGUGAUAUCCCACACCGACACCGAACACUCUGUGCCAGCCUGGAUGCUGCUCUCCAAGAUUGCUUGCUCAUCACCCAAGCUGGACUACACCAGAGUAAUCGAGUCCUGGGAGAAAAUGAGCAGUCAACAGAAUCCCAGUUCAAACACCUUAGGACAUAUUCUGCGUGUUAUCGGGCAUAUUGCAAAGCACCUUCCUAAGAGCACCCGGAGCAGAGUGACGGAUGUUGUCAAGUGUAAGCUGAACGGAUUCCAGUGGUCUCUAGAGUUGAUCAGCGUAGCUGUUGAUACCUUGCAAAGACUCUGUAAAGCAUCUGCAGAGACACCUAUUGAGGAACAGGAAUCACUGAGGCAGGUGUGUGGGGAUGUCCUUUCCACCUGUGUACACCGCCUCUCCAGCAUAGUGCUGAGGGAAGAUGGUGCCAGGAAUAUGGACGAAGACAUGCUGGUGAAGUACAUUUUUACCUUGGGAGAUAUAGCCCAGCUCUGUCCAGCCCAAGUGGAAAAGCGAGCCUUCCUCCUGAUUCAGUCCAUUAUAGCUGCUUCUGCCUAUGCCGAUCAUUCACUGGCAUCUGAAGAUAGCAGUGAAGCCCCAGCCUGUCAACCACUAUCCCAGGUUAGAGGUUCUGUCAUGCCUUCUGUGAUCAGAGCACAUGCCAUCAUUACCUUGGGUAAACUGUGCUUACAGCAUGAGGAGCUAGCAAAGAAGAGCAUCCCGGCUCUUGUGCGGGAGCUUGAGGUGUGCAAUGAUGUGGCUGUUCGCAACAAUGUUGUCAUUGUUAUGUGUGACCUUUGUAUCCGGUACACUGUCAUGGUGGACAAGUACAUUCCCAAUAUCUCCAUGUGUCUGAAGGAUGCAGAGCCCUUUAUCCGAAAGCAAACACUCAUCUUGCUUACCAAUCUCUUGCAGGAAGAAUUUGUGAAGUGGAAGGGCUCUCUGUUCUUUCAAUUUGUCAGCACCCUGAUAGACUCACACCCAGACAUCGCCAGUUUCGGGGAGUUUUGUCUGGCUCACCUGCUACUGAAGAGGAGCCCUGCCAUAUUCUUCCAGCACUUCAUUGAGUGUAUUUUCCACUUCAACAACUACGAGAAGCACGAAAAGUACAACAAAUUCCCCCAGUCGGAGAGAGAGAAGAAGCUGUUUUCACUGAAGGGAAAGAUGAACAAGGAGAAACGAAUGAAAAUCUACAGGUUUCUUUUAGAGCACUUCACAGAUGAACAGCGGUUCAAUAUCACUUCCAAAAUCUGCCUUAGUAUUUUAGCCUGCUUUGCCGACGGCAUCCUGCCCCUGGAUAUGGAAGGCAGCGACUUGCUCUCAGACACAUUUGAGGUCCUCAGCUCAAGGGAGAUCAAGCUUUUGGCAAUGAGGUCUAAGCCAGAUAAGGACCUCCUCAUGGAGGAAGAUGACGUGGCCCUGGCGAAUGUAGUCAUGCAGGAGGCCCAGAAAAAGCUCAUCUCACAGGUUCAGAAGAGGAAUUUCAUAGAAAAUAUUAUUCCAAUUAUCAUCACUCUGAAGACUGUGCUAGAGAAAAACAAGAUCCCAGCCUUGCGGGAACUCAUGAACUAUUUGAGGGAGGUGAUGCAGGAUUACCGAGAUGAAAUCAAGGAUUUCUUUGGAGUUGACAAACAGCUGGCGUCGGAACUUGAGUAUGACAUGAAGAAGUACAAUGAACAGCUAACCCAGGAGCAAGAGCUGGCAAAACAAGAUGUGGCUGACGGUACUGUGGGAGCACCAACAGCGCAGGUUGCUCCAAGGUUAGAAAUAAUGCCAGCUCCUGAAAGUGCCACUGUCCUCUCUGCUGCAAGCCUGUCCUCAGCACCCAGGGCGCAUGCCAGCCAAGCACCACCCUUGUUUCUUCCACCUGAAAUGGGGCCAGUGAAGCAGUUAAUGCCCAGAGCCAGGUCAAUGUCCCUGAGUACCAUUGCAAUCCUCAACUCGGUCAAGAAAGCUGUGGAGUCAAAUCACAGGCAUCGGGCUCGGAGUAUGGGCAUGUUUCCCUUCACCCUGAAUUCUGAGAGCCCAGAGAAGACGUGUAAUCGUGCAACUUCAUACAGUUUGGAGCGUGAGUCCAAUGGAGCUACUGACCAUGUAACUAAACGAGCAAUCAGCACCCCUGAAAAGACCAUCAGUGAUGUCACAUUCGGAGCUGGAGUCAGCUACAUAGGCACGCCACGGACGCCUUCUUCAGCCACAGAGAAAACUGAAGCCCAGAGUCAAGGAAAUGACAUUCUGUGUUUAUCCUUGCCUGAGAAGCCGCCUCCACAGCCUCCACAGUGGAAUGUGAAGUCUCUGGCCAGAAAUAAAGACCACCCAGCCCCCAGUAGGAGGUCGCUCCGCAAGAUCCCCUUGAAAACAGCCAACUAGCAACAGCAUGUCAGGAGCGUCCAGGAGGACUGUCGCCUCACCCCCAAGUGCACUUUCAUGGGGGCUGCAGAGCUGUCCCAUGAUUCCAGCACUUGCUAAUCCAGCACCCAUGCUGCUAAAAUUGGUAAAAAAAACUGUAAACCAGAGAAAUGCCUUAGUUAUUUAAUAUAACUUCAUUUCAAAGUAUCAAGUCCAUUCUGACAAACUCUAUUCUGGUCCUUGAGGAACACAUGUCAGCUUCUUUUUAUAUGAAUCAGGCUUCUGUUUGUUAGCUGGGUUUGAAUUCCUUGCAGUGUAUAGUUUCAUGUAUCUAAUGGCAAAAUUUUGAUUGUAAUAUUUUUUUCUAUUCUUAUUUAUGAAUUGCAGACUUUUAAAAAAUGUAUAGCUUUCUAAAAUGGAAUAAUAAAGGUUAAACAUAAAUAUAA